CGAUUUCACGCUUGUAUUCUUCUCAUGGAAUCUGGUUAAUUGUUUCCUUUUGGAUCCGAUGGACUAGCUUUUUAAUGAGUACUCCCAAGGCGAAACCCCGUGUUACCAAUCAAAAGGCCAAGCUCUCUGUCCAAAAUAGAACCCCAUUGGGCAAUUGCUGAAGCCUUCAUGUUUGCACUGAAGCAAAGGCCUGCAAACCUCAGCAAGGAUGCCAGGACAAGUGGAUUCCUCUCACCUACUUAUAUAGGCUGCGAGCAUCACGUGUUUUGGUGGCAGGCGUGUGCGGGAUGGGAGCAGAAGUCACCAAGAACCUAGUCCUGUCAGGCAUCAAGUCCCUGACGCUCCUUGACCACAGAAAUUUGACAGAAAUUGAUGUUUGUGCUAACUUCCUUGCUCCACAUGAUGCUGUUGGUCAAAAUAUUGCAGAAGUGUCCAAAGAGAGAGCUCAGAUUCUCAACCCAAUGGUGGAAGUCUCCUCUGACUCAGAUGAUAUUGAAAAGAAAACAGAUGAAUUCUUCAAGCAGUUUGAUGUGGUGUGUGCUAUGCGGUGCAGCAAGGAACAGCUCUUGAGAAUCAGCAACAUCUGCCACCAGAAUAAAAUCCUCUUCUUCGGGGGUGAUGUGUUUGGCAUGAUUGGUUACAUGUUUGCCGAUCUUCAAGAACACCAAUAUGUAGAAGAAGUUAAAGAGAAGGUUGAGGUAGAACAGGAUGGUAAAAAGCAAACUGUUGAAGAGACAAAAAUGGUGAAACGCACAGAAAACUUCGUCCCCCUCAGCCAGGCAUUGGACGUAGACUGGACAACCACCAAGUAUGCAAGCCAGCUAAGAAGAACGUCCUCUACUUAUUUCAUCAUGCACAUCAUUAUGGAAUUCAUCACACUACAUGGACGCAAUCCCAAUCCAGCACACAGAGCAGAGGAUGAGGUUGAAUUGUUGACAAUUAAAAAUGCUCUCCUUGAGAAAAUGGGUAUUCCUCAAGAAAAAGUUGAUAACCAGUUUGCAAGAUCAUGUCUUGGUGAACUUGGUCCAAAUGCCUUGGAGGUCAAGUACCUAUGUAACAUUCAGUUGAGCCUGCUCUUAAUUUGUGUGCUCCCAAUAAUUCUUCAUUUGUUUGGAUGCUUGUGGAGAACAGUCCAUGAAAAUAUGGUGUAUGGACAGUUGAGUCCAGUGUGUGCCAUUGUGGGUGGAGUGCUGGCCCAGGAGAUCAUCAAGGCUGUGUCACAAAAGGAUCCUCCCCACAACAAUUUCUUCUUCUUCAACACCCAGGAUGGCGCUGGUGUUGUGGAAUGCAUUGGACAUUAACUGUCAGACUGUAACCUUAUUAACAAAAUAAAAAUGAGUAAGAUACAAAAUAAGGGAUUUCUUUGUAUAUAUGCCUAAGGCAAGAGAACAUUAAUAUAUUUUGUUACUAUGCUUUCUUUGUACCUUAUCUAUUCAACAUCUGCCAAAUUAUCAAUGUCAGUGCUACAAGUGCAGUACUAUUACUGGGUGCUGGUAAGCUAGCCACUGGCUAACAAGAAUAGUAUAAGUUAAAUGCAUACAAGAUAUGGGCCAACUUUCAUUACUUCCAUUGCAUUUUCAUGUAUACAUUAGCCUAAUGACACUGAGAGUGGCAUGUUCAUACAUGCCAUGCCCAGUAUGAAUUUAGUUUCAUUGUUUUUACACAUGGAUGGCUCCACAGGGACAUAGUCACCAAGGAGGCAGUUACUAGUACUACCUAUCUCAUCUGUUUCCCCUUUUCCUUGAUGUCCAUUGAUAUUAAUAGCAUUAGUAGAAAAAAAAAAAAAACUUUUCCAAAAAAACUCAAGGAAAGGUGAAAUCAGGUGAGGUCACAAGGUCUACUGACUAACUCCUUGGUGGCAGAACACUUGUGGUGCCAUCUAACUAAAAAUAUUGAUUUUCUUCAAUUUUAUUUAUCCUAUCUAAGUGACCAGUGUUACUUCAUGGCAGGACCACUUUUAUGUCGUUUGUGGAAUUUUAUUGAGAUGGCUCAUCUAUAAUUUAGUAUAGUUAAGUUUUUAAAACUAAAGGAAGACUUAAAGGUUCUUGAAUACUAAUCAGAAAAGCUCUCUUCCUGUCUCAACUUCUUCCAAGUUUACAACUCCGUUUCCAUCAACUGAUGAUUAUUUUUAACCGUUUGUUUCAGGCUACCAGUUCCAGUGUGUUUGAUGAAACCAAAGUACAUAAGCUAUGGAAGAAACAAUUUUGUAUAUUCAUUGCAGUGGCUGAGUUAAAUAAUCCAAGAGAGUAAAGGCAUGUCUAGUUGAACAGGUAUUACUGAGUGUAUGUCAGAAGAUGACAAACUGAAUGGUAAAUAAUUGAUUUCCAGGUGUAAUCGGUUGUUAAGCCAGUUUUACCGUGUCUGAUGUUGCUUUUCUGGCAUGCCUGCUGAUCAGGCCUGCUUGUUUGGACAUGCCUAAACUUGUCAAAAAUGUUCUGAGUGCUAGUGUAAAUCAGUUAUAUUAUUGUAAUUUGUAUGGUUUGGAUUUUUUAUCAACCAAGAAUAAUGUAAAUGAUCUGCCAUUUAUUUUCAUGUGAUUAAAUUUCUUAGUAAUAAUAAAAUUUCA
Penaeus chinensis is the source of this 2566-nucleotide messenger RNA. It is a transcript of the gene Aos1, whose product is annotated as SUMO-activating enzyme subunit 1-like. Gene Ontology annotation, molecular function: SUMO activating enzyme activity. The record is from RefSeq and is a predicted model, not a curated record. Gene Ontology annotation, biological process: protein sumoylation. Gene Ontology annotation, cellular component: cytoplasm; SUMO activating enzyme complex. Lineage: Eukaryota; Metazoa; Arthropoda; Malacostraca; Decapoda; Penaeidae. Bases 288 to 1301 code for a protein of 337 amino acids. The transcript has 7 exons.